Molecule: messenger RNA, 843 nt
Organism: Hyaloscypha bicolor E
Lineage: Eukaryota; Fungi; Ascomycota; Leotiomycetes; Helotiales; Hyaloscyphaceae
Product: lytic polysaccharide monooxygenase
Exons: 1
Source: RefSeq, a predicted model, not a curated record
AUGACUUACAUCAAGCUACCCCCGAUUCUGGCUUUCGUGGCCUUGGUUCGUGGACAUAUGGAGAUGUCGUUCCCGCCUCCUUUUCGCAGCAAGGUCAAUCCCUUUGCCAACCCCUCGACUGUUGACUACUCGAUGACUGCUCCGCUCUCUGGAGCGGCUGGCUUUCCUUGCAAAGGUUACCAGUCUGAUCUGGGAACUCCCGCCGGCGCUUCUGUGGUGACUUGGAACCAAGGUGCAGCCGUCAAUAUCUCUAUCGCGGGCUCAGCUAGCCACGGCGGUGGUUCUUGCCAAGUUUCACUCUCCUACGACUCUGGCAAAACCUUCAAAGUCAUCCAUUCCUUCAUUGGCGGAUGUCCAUUGACCCCAACCUGGAAUUUCAACAUCCCGAGCGAUGCCACUCCAGGGCCAGCCUUAUUUGCAUGGACCUGGUACAACGAAAUUGGCAAUCGCGAAAUCUACAUGAAUUGUGCGUCAAUCACCAUCGGAGGAGGAACCAAAAGAGCGAGCACGGUCGCCUUUUCUUCUCGACCUGACAUCUUCAAGGCAAAUAUCGGAAAUGGCUGCACGACCAUCGAAGGGCAAGACGUUGUCUUCCCAGAUCCAGGACCAGAUGUCACAGGAACCUCCGCCAAAUCCGGCACUGGUUUCACUGGAAACUGUGGCGGAUCAUCAUCUGGCGCCGCCUCUGGCUCAGCUGGCGGAGGUUCUUCUGCGGCAUCUUCACCUACACCGCAGGCCCCAGUUGCCAGUCCCUCCCCAGUAGUUUCCAGCGUCUCCGCGCCUCCUGCUCCUUCUGCUUCUCCUUCUAAUUCUAGUAGCAGCAUUGGCAGCACUUACACUGUG